GCGGCUCUCCUUCACACCCAGGACACUUACAGGGGAGCAAUUAAGUUAGUAAAGUGUUGGCGCGGGCACUUUGUUCACUAGUUUGACCCUCAAACAACUCCAAACUUUUCAAACCCGCGACAAGGACACGAGAGAGAGAGAGAGAGAAAUACGACGCCGGUGAGUAAACAGCGCUGAACCGCACCGCUGUUAAAACAGCUGGUAACAACACAACCACAGGGACAAAAGUGAGCCACCUGAUCCAGGGAGAGGGAUUUAUUUUCCUUCCACAUUCCUGAUGGAGUCCUACAGAGUGACUGGCAUUCCUAACACUGGACCUCAGCGGGGAUACACUCAGCCUUCCCGUCCUUCCAGGCCCCACAGUAAUGGAGCUGGCACAUAUGGUCUCAGCAUCCGAGUCCAGGGAAUAGAUGGUCACCCCUAUGUGGUUCUUAACAACCAGGAAAGGGGUCCUCAGUCAUAUAUCGAUGGGUACAAUGACACAGAAGGCUCCUUUAUUGAAAACUACCAGGAUUAUGAUUUCAGAGGUGACAAUGAAGCUCGAUCCAACAGCCCGUUUAUGGAAUACAGGACGCAGAAGAUGAUGCCUCACACUAGUCCUCAAAAUGGUGUUAGUGAAUCACAAGGAAAAAAAACGCCUCCGCUUCUGAACUUUCAGAAGCAUCCUGAGAUCCUCCAACCAUAUGAUCCAGAGACCAACUCCCUAAACCUUGGAAGUCAUAACAGCUGUCCUUCAAGGCCUCUACCUCAGGUUAAGACUGGAAACCAGAGCCAGAGUUCUCCCAAAUCUGAUAUACAUGUCCCCUCUAAAGGAAAGUCAGAUCCAGUCCAACAAGAGAAAACACAGCCUCCAUCCCAGAGCCUGAAGACCAAUGACCCUGAGACAGCUUUUCCAAAGCCAAAGUCUCAGUUUGAGUAUUUGCCUCAAGCCCAGCUGGCUCAGUCUAAGACCAGGCCGCAAUCACAACCGGCUCAGCCACAGUGCAAGCCUUUUCUUACCGGCUUAAAUCAGGUUCAGUCUAAGCCAAGCUCUAAAACUCAACCAAUGCCUGCAGUCCAUCGCUCUUCUCCUGUGUCAAGUCCCUCCAGCGAUCAGAAUGUAACAUGCAGAUCCCCCAGCUCUAUGAGCAGUGCCAACUCCAGUCUUGAGCGUACCCGUCGUGAGCCUGACGUCCUUCCUUUACGUAGAACUGAUUCCAGUGGGCCAGUUCUUCAGUCUUCCUCCCGCUCCCGUCGCGGUUCUUCACCGUCCACCCCUAAGGCUCAGGUGGAUGAUCAAAUGGAAGCUCUCUAUGCAGACACCAUAAACCGCCACGAAAAUCGUCGCUACAUCCCCUUCCACCCUGGUUCCGGCAGAGACAUUGACACGGGCUCUAUUCCUGGUGUUGAUCAGCUCAUUGAGAAGUUUGAUGGAAAAGAUGCCAGCCAGCCGCGCAGGGGCAGGGCAGGGCGCAGGAACAGGAUCAAUCCAGAGGACAGGAAGCGUUCACGCAGUGUGGACAGUGCCUUCGGUCUGAGAAAUGAUUCUAGUUACAUGGAAGAGUUUAGCCGCUCUCGUGGCACAUCGAUGGAGCAUGUCCUGCGGCCCUCACAGCUCCGACUUCAGAAAACAGCCAGCGGGCAGGAGUCCGGGCUUGUUGAUGUAGAUGGAAGUGCUCACCCUGGGGUGUCAUCUCGUGUAAGCAGUGCACCUGGCUCUCCCCUGAACACCAUCUCCAAAGGUGUUGGCUCAAUACAGGGUUACAAAAAGCCACAGUCCUCCGCAUCAUUACCUUUGAAAAGUAAAGCAGCUGCAGAAAAUGCCUCAUCUACUGGAGGGACAUCAUUGUCAACAUCACUAUCGAGGUCUUCUUCCACCACGGACAAGAAGCCUGGUGCUGGGACAGAUGUCCAGGCGACACCCGAUCUCCUGAAAGGUCAGCAGGACCUUUCACAACAAACACACGAAGAGACAGCAAAACAGAUUUUAUUUAAUUACCUCAAGGAUGGAAGCAAUGACAAUGACGAAACAACAAAAAGAAAGGUCAACCUUGUCUUUGAGAAGAUACAGACAUUGAAAUCCCGAGCCACAGCAACUGCACAAGGGGACAACAAAUCCCCAGAAACUGCUGCACAGACCAAAGCUCUGCAGGAGCAAAAUGCUGCACUGGAGAAAGAGACCCUUGAUCUGAAGAAACAGCUGGAAGAUAGAACAAUGAGGAAUCAGGGUGAAAAAAAGGCUGCUGCAGAUUUGAGAGAAUUGGAGCAGGAGCUGCAGCGAAGCAUGGAGGAGUGUAGGAUUCUGAAAGAAAAACUUGCCAAAACCGAGUCUGACCUCCAGACCACAGUUGAAGAGCUUUUCCAGGUGAAGAUGGAGAGAGAGCAGUACCAGACAGAGAUCAGAGACCUGCAGGAUCAGCUGUCAGAGAUGCAUGAUGAGCUUGACUCAGCCAAGAGGUCAGCCGCUGAUGGAGAGAAAAACAUCAUCACGGCGGACAUUAUGCAACUGAAAGUGGAGAUGCAAGAAGUUCUCAUUGCUAAGGAGGAUCAGGAGGAAUUGCUGAGGAAGCGAGAAAGAGAGCUAACAGCUCUGAAAGGAGCCCUGAAGGAGGAAGUGGCCGCUCACGAUCAGGAGGUGGACAAGAUGAAAGAGCAAUAUGAAAAUGAAAUAAGCCGGCUGCAGACAUCUUUGGAGGAGUCCAAGCAGAACAGCACAGCGGCAGUUCGAGAUAAAGCUGAAGUAGAGGCAGCUAAGGGUGCAGCAGAGGGCCAAGUAGGACGACUGACCCAAGAAGCUGAACGACUGCGCAGGCGGGCACACGAGCUGGAAAACGAGGUGGCCAAGCUCAACCGAAUCAUCGAUGAGGCCAAGCUGCAGGAGAGCAGACUGGGGGACAAAGUUGGCCGGCUGGAGAGAGAAAAAAAGCAACUGGAUGAGUCCUUGGCUGAAAUUAAGGAGCAAGAAGAAGAGAUGUCACGUGCCAACAGGGCGUUGACCACUCGGCUUGAGGAUGUGCAGAGGAACCUGACCAAACUGACUGGUGAUCACAAGGAGCUGGAGGAGAGGUUACAAGAAGAAAGGACUCAGAAGGAGCAGUUUAAGAACAUGAAGAAUAAUAUUGAGGAUGAGAGAAGGCUGCUGGACCGUACCGUGGAGAAACUUCAGAGGGAGAUGAGCGAUAUUGUGGAGGCGUCCCAGUCGUCCACACAGGAACUGCAGGAACAGAUUGACGUUUAUAAAGAAAAGAACAGACGAGAGCUGACAGAGUUGCAGAGACUUCUGAAGGAGCGGGAACAGGAGCUGGAGACGUACAUGCUGGCGACUAAAACCCUUCAAGGGGAGUUGUCACUCCGAGAGGAGGAGCUGCGGCGGGCUCAGAAGGAGCGAGAUGAUGCUGCCCUGAAAGAAAAAACGCUGGAAAAAAAGGUUUAUGACCUGGAGAUGCAGGCUGAAAUAAACAUCCAAACUAAGGACGACAAGUUUCGGCAUGUCAAAAUCAUGGAGGACAGGAUCGCUCAGAUGGAGCUGGAUCUUGACGAAGAGCGUCAAAGUGGAGAUCAGUUGAUGGACAGGAUAGACCGAGGAAGAGAGCAGGUGGAGCAGAUGAGGAAUGAACUCCUGCAGGAGAGGUCUAGCAGACAGGACCUGGAGUGUGACAAGAUGGCUCUGGAGAGACAGAAUAAAGAUCUGAAGGCCAGAGUGGCUCAUCUAGAAGACUCCCACAAGUCCAACAAAGAGGGCCUGGUUUCACAGAUGGAAGCUCGCAUACAGGAGCUGGAGGAGAGGUUGGAGGGGGAGGAGAGAGAGCGAUCUAACUUGCAGCUCGCAAACCGAAGGUUGGAGAGAAAGGUAAAAGAGAUGAUGAUGCAAGUUGAAGAGGAACAUCAGACACUUCAGGAUCAAAAAGACCAACUAAAUCUGCGUCUAAAAGCUUUGAAGAGGCAGAUGGACGAGGCUGAAGAGGAGAUUGACCGACUCGAGCACGGCAAGAAGAAGCUGCAGAGAGAUUUAGAUGAGCAACUGGAGGCCAACGAUCAGCUCCAGAGCCAGCUCAAAGCUCUCCGGAGUGAGAUCAGGCGUAAGAGCUCCUCUGCUCCGAUGCUCAGCCUGGAUGACGACGAGGACGAUGACGUCAGCACUGACGGGGAGACGUACUUCAGCUCAUCCUCGGGGUACAAGCGUUCCUCCAGUCAGGACAACAUGUUGUCCACCUUCACUCUUUAAACAAACUUUGACAUUGAAAGUAAAGCUUCUUUUUAUGCCUCAGUGUUGGACCAAACAGCUGAAUAUUCAUGUACUGGACUAUUUUGUGUAAAUAUUGAGAGAAUUUUCAGCUUAGCCAGUGAUUUAACACUCAGUAUUAUUUGAGCAGCUCUUUGAUCAAAGAACGGUUUUUAUGAAACCUGUCUUUAAGAAACUAAAUGUUUAUUCUCUUAAACUAGUACUUUCCAUCAUGGUUAGUUUAUGUCUGGAUGGAUUCUUCUUGAACUAAUGGAGAAUUCAUCCUGGUCAAUAAUUAUAGCAGUAGUGAACUUGAUUUCACUAUAAAGCAACACAACCAGUCCUGCCUUUGUCCAAGAUAUGAAGUGAAUUUCUUUUAUGCCUAUCAUAUAUGUUACAUUUGAAAAUAAUGUCUGAAUAUACUUUUUGGUAUCCAGUUACAUUAAAUAUAUUUACCUUUUCUUUUUUAUUAAUGAAUUUAAAUAUAAUCAGAAUAUAUUAAGUGCAUUUUCCAGGAUAUUUGUUUAAUUUAUUCAUGGCUGAAUUAGCAAAAAUCUUGGCUUUGAGUCUUUUUAAGAAACAGUAAGAGGGUCUUUGUACACACAUUUUUUUAUACAGUUUUAUUUCAUUUGAAGAACAGUUUUUAUAACAUCAAUCUAAAUGUAAAUCCAAGUGACUUGUCAGUUUCAUGUAACAGAAAGAUCACAGUACUGCUUACAACACAUCUGGAAAAGCUUUAAUUUGAGCUCUGAGUCUUUACGAUAAAGAAUGAAAUGUGUAUCUGCUUGAUUAAUGAACAAAGCUGAAAAUAACAGCAUUUUGUCUCUAAAUAUUGUAUUUAACUUCCACCUCCAAGUGUUUCUCUGUUGGCUGGGGGGGCAAGUCUUACCAUUAAUCCUCAGACGUGUGUGAUUCCUUAUGGCGUGUAUCAGGCCUCGCUUUCCUUCUGUAAAUGUUCUUUUAAUUGUUUGAGGGAAUUUCUUAAUAUGGAAUAAAUUGACAAUCAGUGUUUUGCUAUCCUGUGGUGCUUUGCUUGUUGUGUUGACUGCACUGAAAGUGCUCAAGCCUGACGUCUUUGGAGAGAGACGCAUUCCUGUCACACUGUACUGUGCACAACUGUAUGUUUAGAAAUCCUGCUGAGACAAGAAUAAA
Molecule: messenger RNA, 5353 nt
Organism: Cololabis saira (Pacific saury)
Lineage: Eukaryota; Metazoa; Chordata; Actinopteri; Beloniformes; Belonidae
Gene: cgnl1
Product: cingulin-like 1
Exons: 19
Coding region: 278-4204 (1308 amino acids)
Cellular component (GO): myosin complex
Source: RefSeq, a predicted model, not a curated record